AGCACUGAGCGGAGAAGUCAGAGCUACCAUGGAGAGUCCUGUGGAAAGCCUCCACAAAGAAGCCACUUGCUCCAUCUGCCUGGAGUAUUUCCAAGAUCCCGUUUCUAUCCCCUGUGGGCACAGCUUCUGCCGGAGCUGCAUCACCUUGUGCUGGAAAGAACGGAACACCAAUUUCUCCUGUCCUCAAUGCAGGGAGACUGCCCUGCAGAGAAAUUUCAGGCCCAACCGGGAGCUGGGCAAUGUGGUGGAAAUCACCAAGCGGCUGAAUCGUCAAGCCUUGAAAGGGGCAGGAGGGGAAAAGAUGUGCGAGAAGCAUCAGGAGGCUCUGAAGCUGUUUUGCAGUGAGGAGAAGAACCUCGUCUGUUAUAUCUGCAGGGAGUCCCGAGCACACAGAAGCCACACUGUGUUUCCCAUUGAGGAAGCUGCCCAGGAUUAUAAGAAGGAAAUCUACAGCCGACUCCAGAGUAUGAAAGAAGAGAGAGAGAAACUUCUGGGAUUAAAACUCACUGGAGAUCUUAGACAUCAAGAGUAUCUGAAGCAAACAGAAUCUGAGAGGCAGAAAGUCACCUCCCAGUUUGAGCAGCUGCACUACUUCCUGGAAGAACAGAAGAGGCUCCUGCUGGCUCACCUGAGUGGACUGGAGAGGGAGAUCACUCGGCAUCAGAAGGAACACGAAGGGGCGUUUGCAGAGGAAAUUGGCUCUCUCAGCGCCCUGAUCAGUGAAGUAGAAGAAAAGUGUGGACAGCCAGACAGUGAAUUCCUGUGGGAUAUUAAAAACACCAUGCGCAGGUUUGAUAAGAAGCAAUUUCAGGCACCCGAGGAAAAGUCAGUUAAGGUGGAAAAGGGAUUACGUGAAUUCUCUGAGAGGAACGUUGCUCUUGCAGAAAUCCUGAACAACUUCAAAGACACUCUGCCGUCAGAAAUGGGAACAGAAUGGGUCAAUGUAACCUUGGAUCCAGACACAGCAAACCCCCAAGUUAUAAUUUCUAAGGACCGAAAAAGCGCCAGAUGGGAUGUCACCAGGACCGAUGUCACGCCUAGCACAAAGCGAUUUAAGUCCUCUUGCUGCGUGCUGGCUUCGGAAGGUUUCACAUCUGGAAGACAUUACUGGGAAGUCAACGUGGAAGACGGAGGCAUCUGGGUCGUAGGGGUAGCCAGAGGAUCUGUGGGGAGAAAGAUGGAGCUGAAGUUGACCCCAGAGGAAGGGAUCUGGGCCUUGCAAGGAGAUUUUGGUCAAUAUCAUGCUCUCACCAUCCCCGUGACCCCCUUGUCUCUCAGCUACACCCCCAGGAAGAUCCGAGUGUUUCUUGACUACGAGAGAGGGCAGGUGGCCUUUCUAAAUGCUGACACAAAGGAUUCAGUCUUUACUUUUGCAUCAAUUUCAUUUGCUGGAGAGGUGAUCUUCCCCUUUUUUAAAGUGCUGCUUUCCCAGCUGACGCUCGAUGGCUGACGGGAACACCUGUCAGAGAUCAGUUCAGAUCUUUUUGUCAUAUAAAUGUCAUGGGCAAAAUGGGAGGAUUAAACCCAACCUUCGGUGCAUGUUUAUACAGAGCUGUAAAGUGGGGACAGAAAUAUGUUUUAUUGAUUGGGAAUUAAGGAGUGGCAGUCAUUCUGGAUUUAAAGCAGAUCACAAAGGUAUAAGGCAUUAGAUACUGAUAGGACCAGUGGCGUAUUUGCCUAGGGACAGGGGGUACCCUCUGUCCCCGGGCGCCACUGAUCUGGUCACAUGCAGGGCGCAAAAUCAGCCCCCCCACGUGUCCAGGAAGACGGCAAGGCAGCAGGAAGUCCUGCUGCCUUGUCAUCUUCUGGCACCCUCGGCCCCACACAUGUCAUCAUCAACAAGGAAGUUAGAGGACCCCCCAAGCCUUGCCCCCCUCCCAGUUGCUGGCUCCCCCCCCAAGGCCCGCCUCCUCCUUAUAAAAGCAAAGGCCCCAGUAGGGAGCCUUCCAGUUGCUUCUGUCCUCCCCAGAGGGGAGGGCAAAAUAGGGACUGCCGGCUUGGAGCCGGCAAUCGGGAGGGGGCAGGGCUCAGGGGUGGGCCCUGCCCCAGGCAAAGUGCCCCCCCGGAGAACGGAUGUCUCCAGGCACCAUUUCACCCUGGUAUGCCUCUGGAUAGGACCAAUGGCUGCCAAUGGCCUUUUGCCAGAUUUAAUCAAGAUACAGAUUUGCAUGUAAGAAGUCAUAGACCUCUAUUUAUUUUCCCUCUCCCUAAUUAUUAAACUCUUGGAAAUAAGUCACCCCAGCAACUUUCCUAGAUUCACAGAGGGUCUAGUGCAAUCAUUGUACUAUUACAGGAUUUUAGUAUCCAUUUCCCCAUUAUUAAAAAUAUCCAAUAGCAAUUAGUUUUAUACAGGUAAUUAUAAAGUGGGAGAGAUGUUGUUGAAUCCAAAAACUCGGCUUAUGCUUAUAGCAGCAGAAGCAGAGAAGCUAUGUUUGAUUCUAACAUUUUCAUGUUUAUUUAUGCUUGACACAUUGCCUUUUAUUACAGCCAUCCCUAACAUAGUCUUUGGUCCCACUUAAUGUAAGUGCACAGUCUUAAAUCAAUAUAACUUUUAACUGGCGGGCAAGAUUACAUUUACCAGUAUAAUUAAAUAGCAAGAACU
Molecule: messenger RNA, 2602 nt
Organism: Sphaerodactylus townsendi
Lineage: Eukaryota; Metazoa; Chordata; Lepidosauria; Squamata; Sphaerodactylidae
Product: E3 ubiquitin-protein ligase TRIM39-like
Exons: 7
Coding region: 29-1450 (473 amino acids)
Molecular function (GO): protein binding; zinc ion binding
Source: RefSeq, a predicted model, not a curated record